AAUAGUUCUGUAAACCGUAAAAAGAUUUAUAAGUAUGUGCAUAUGUGUCAAUAAAAAAUUGGUCAAUUACAGUCCUAACAUCAAUGGGUAGAUCCAAACAACCAAUACCAAAAUGAAUUAAAUGUAAAAAGUAUUGCUUCAAACUAAUAAUAAUAUUAUUAGAAGGGGUUUUGUGGAGAUUGUUAAGAUCAUGAGUCAAUUGAACCUAGACCACUAUGGAAAACCUGGAAACAUAAACAGGAAAAUUACCUCGACGGGUCAAUAUACAAACUUUCUUAGCUUUGUUCCUCUACAAUACAAAAGGAACCUUAUUAAGACACAUCAUAAAAUCAAGACUAUUUGCUCUGCGGAUACGAUUGAAGAUGAAACAAAGAUGUUAUACAUAACCCUGAAGGAAAAUGGAUAUCCCGAGAAAUUUAUAAGUAAAAACAUGGCCACUAAAAAACAGAAUAGAGAAUACCCAACUGUAAAUAAAAAGCCUCUGUAUAUACGCUUACAAUUCAGAGACGAUGCACCGGGUGAAAUGCUAAGACUCAAGUUAAGCAGAUCAAUUCAAAGGACUUUUAAUGCGGGUGAACUACAACUAAUUUUUUCCACACGACCAAUAAUCACUCCUAGGUUGAAAGAUAAAUUACCUAGACUAGCCACUUCCUUCUGUAUCUACCAAUUCAACUGCUCUUGUGGAGCAAGUUAUAUUGGCAGAUGUUCUAGGAAUUUGUACAUUCGGGCUCGUGAGCACCUACCCGUGUGGUUAAGCAAAGGUAUAGUCAAAACGGUUAACAGCUCCAUCUUGGACCAUCUAGUUCAGACAGGACAUAAAGCGAAUAUGGAGCAAUCUUUUGCAAUAAUCUAUCGUGUUAACAGCAGUCUACCUAAUUUCGUCAGACUGCGAAUCCUACAGAUGGCUGAAGCAAUUGCUAUUCGGAUCAAAAAGCCAGAGCUUUGCAUCCAAAAGAAGUAUGUUCAACCACUCCUUUUACCCUGGCCAACUUUGGGGCCAACUAGUUAAUAAUCAAUUUUAUAAUAUGGUGACAUAAUCUGAUUAAUCUUCAUUUUAUGUCCCAAACUUAUUAUUAUUAUUAUUAUUAUUAUUAUUAUUAUUAUUAUUAUUAUUAUUAUUAUUAUUAUUAUUACAUUUGGUAACCUUUUUGAGGAAUUUAUUCAAUAUCCACCCCUAAAUCUACUAUAUCUGACCUAAUUCAUAUUAUUCCGCAUAUUACGUAAUUUCCGAUUUUUAUCCCAAAAUUUUUUCUCUCAGCCCAUGUUGACUAUAUUUAUUCUGAUUAUUUAUCUCACAAUUUCAUUUCACUUAUAAACUGGUUCAAGUUAACACUUCAUAUUAGUCAGCUCCAACAUUAACGAUCUGAUUUGAUUUAAUAUAUAACAAAUAACAAUUCUUAAUUCACAUAUUACAGUUUCC
Molecule: messenger RNA, 1420 nt
Organism: Schistosoma spindalis
Lineage: Eukaryota; Metazoa; Platyhelminthes; Trematoda; Strigeidida; Schistosomatidae
Source: the annotation of a GenBank genome assembly